CCCACCCCACCCCCUUGUCCUCCAAUGGAUUCCCUUCUCUCCUCUUCCAUGGCCAAACGCCCUUGCUCCUCCCCCAAACCUACGUCAUCUGAUUCUUCUUCCGAUCACUUCAACAUGGACGCUAUCUUAAAAUCCUUCUUAGCUCUCUCCGAUUCUCCCUCAAUCAACGCCUCAUUCGACCGCCUCAUCGAAUGUACGUCCUCCGAUUCCGAUCAAAAUCAGUUGAUUCAACGAGCUUUGCAUCUCGGAUCUCUUUUACUUGAAGCUGGUAAUCGAUCUGCUCGGAAAUGCUCCUCGUCUCAUAACGCCGUUAUUUGGCCACUCUCACCCGACCUCACCAUCAAGGUUUUUUCAAUGCUGGAUACACAAAGUGUGUGUUAUGCUGCGGCUACAUGUUCAUUUUUUCAGAAGUGUGCUAUGGAUCCUCUGUGUUUUGCUAACAUUGACUUGGCUACAAUAGUCCCCAAAGUGAAUAACGCUGUGGUGUCUACCAUGAUUCAUCGAGCUGGAGGUGCACUUAGGUCUAUCAAGCUUGGUGUAUUGCCACCUAUUCCUGCACCUCCGUUCUUUUCAUCUCAGCCAUUAGUUUAUAGCAUUAGGAACUCUAAUGAUGCAUCAGGAUUCUCAUGGAAUGACAAGCGAUCAAGGCAAGGAAAAGAAUCUUCCAUUCUUACAAGAUCCUGCUUGAGUUCUUUGAGUGUUAAUGGUGGUGCACCUGGGGCUCAUUUAAGGAGAUUGCACCUAUUCAACAUUGAAAGAAUGGACAAUACUGCCCUCUGGGCAUCAUUAUCAGCUUGUCCAUCUCUCCUUGAUCUUGAAAUUGUCGGCCUGCAUGUUGAGUUGAGGCAUACUCUGGAGUCGAUAAGCAAGAAUUGUCCCUUGUUAGAACGUUUGGUCUUUGAAUCUUCAAAAACAGGUAGAGAUGAUGGUUUAAAAUUCCCAACCUGCAAUGAAUUUGUGCUCAACUGUCCUAACAUAACAACUUUAGCACUAAAAGGAUUCAAACUCCAUGACUAUAAGGCCCGUAUGCUGGUGAAGGGGCUACAGAAAUUGAAACAUAUUGACCUUUCAACAUCGUACUCAUUCACGGGUUCCUUCUUAAAGAACCUCAGUGCGAAUGGUGGUGGAGAUAAUUUGGAGGUGAUGAUUUUAAGGGACUGCAUGCAUCUCAAGGAAAUUGAAGUGGAACGCUUUAUGGCAGCUGUUCUUGCAGGCGAAUUCAGACACCUCAAACACCUUGACAUAUCUAACAGGGAAGGUCUAGCAUGCGAGGGUGACUGGUACAACAGAUGUUACAGUGCCAGUUUUAUUCCUAUAAAGGAAGUAUUGGAACAGAGGCCUGAUUUCUGUCUGGUAGCAGAAUUUCCAGUAGGAAGUUAUAUUGAGGUUGAAGAAAUGACAACGGGAAGUGAUGUGAGUUUACCAUCGCCAUCAGCAUCACAGUCGGAUACAUCGGGAUCUGAUGGAUCGGUUUUUAUGAGCACAUUGGAUCAUGGUAAUGGCAGUGGUAGUGGUAAUGAAGACAGUGUUGAAACCAGUUUUGUAAGUUAUGAGGAGGAAAAUUCAGAUUAGUUUUAGCUUGGUUUUUCCGACACAUAGAAUAACGUAGAUUCCAUAGAUUCAAAUUUAAUUAAUAUCGUCUAAUGGAAUUCUUAUUUUGGAAAAUAAACUUGUAAUUUAGUUGGCUA
Messenger RNA from Lactuca sativa (garden lettuce), 1688 nucleotides. RefSeq names its product RNI-like superfamily protein. Gene Ontology annotation, biological process: SCF-dependent proteasomal ubiquitin-dependent protein catabolic process. Gene Ontology annotation, cellular component: SCF ubiquitin ligase complex. Lineage: Eukaryota; Viridiplantae; Streptophyta; Magnoliopsida; Asterales; Asteraceae. Gene Ontology annotation, molecular function: protein binding. The record is from RefSeq and is a predicted model, not a curated record.